This is a messenger RNA of Camelina sativa (false flax), 2276 nucleotides long. Lineage: Eukaryota; Viridiplantae; Streptophyta; Magnoliopsida; Brassicales; Brassicaceae. The record is from RefSeq and is a predicted model, not a curated record.
GGUCAUUCAAACCCUUUUUUUUUUUGAAUGAUCUCUCUGUGAAAGCUUAAACACUAUUCAACUUCGUCUCCUCACCGUCCGAUGUAUUGACUUUUUUUUUUCUCACCGAUCAAAAAAACUAAACUUUGACUUUCAAACAAACCGGCGACGAUGGGUCACUGUUACAGCCGGAACAUUUCCACCGUCGACGAUGACGACAACGAGAUCCCCUCCGUAACCGCUCAGUUACAACAUCAUCGCUCCCAUAACAACCAACAGGCUUCGUCGUCGAUUCCCCAGUCUCCGGCUGCUUCAGAAGUCAACCCUUACAAUAUCAGCCCAUUCCAUAGCCCGUUACCGGCGGGAGUAGCUCCAUCUCCGGCGAGUACUCCGGGAAGAAAAUUCAAAUGGCCGUUCCCGCCUCCUUCACCUGCGAAACCGAUUAUGGCGGCUCUGAGACGGAGACGAGGUGCAGCACCACAGCCGCGAGACGGUCCGAUCCCUGAGGAUAGGGAAGAAGUCGAUCACGGAAGAGCCGGAGGUAGCGGUUCCGGUGGCGGGAUCGGAGGGAGGUUAGAUAAGAACUUCGGGUUUGCUAAGAAUUUUGAAGCAAAGUAUGAGCUUGGGAAAGAGGUGGGUCGAGGGCAUUUUGGUCAUACCUGUUGGGCUAAAGCUAAGAAAGGCAAGAUCAAAGGUCAAACUGUUGCUGUCAAAAUCAUCUCUAAGUCUAAGAUGACAUCAGCUUUAUCAAUUGAAGAUGUUCGUCGUGAGGUGAAGUUGUUGAAAGCUUUGUCAGGGCAUAGUCAUAUGGUUAAGUUCUACGAUGUGUUUGAGGAUGCGGAUAAUGUCUUUGUUGUUAUGGAGUUAUGUGAAGGUGGAGAGCUAUUGGAUAGAAUUUUGGCGAGAGGUGGUCGAUACCCGGAAGCAGAUGCUAAGCGUAUUCUUGUGCAAAUUUUAUCUGCAACUGCUUUUUUCCAUCUUCAAGGUGUUGUGCACCGUGAUCUAAAGCCGGAGAAUUUUCUCUUUACCAGCAAAAAUGAGGAUGCAACACUCAAGGUUAUAGAUUUUGGUUUGUCUGAUUUCGCUAGAUUCGGUAAUGAUCUAUUUCUUUGCUCCACUUUCUUAUACAUGACUCUGCCUAGUAGAAUUUUAUGUAGCGACUUAAGGGGCGAAUGUUUUCUUUGUGGUGGUCUUUCAUCAGAUCAGCGUCUCAAUGAUGUGGUAGGAAGUGCAUACUAUGUUGCACCUGAAGUACUCCACAGAUCCUAUAGCACUGAAGCAGAUAUAUGGAGCAUUGGUGUCAUAUCUUACAUAUUACUUUGUGGAAGUAGACCAUUUUAUGGAAGAACCGAGUCUGCUAUUUUUCGUUGUGUGCUUAGAGCGAAUCCUAAUUUCGAAGAUUUGCCCUGGCCUUCAAUAUCUCCUAUUGCCAAAGACUUUGUGAAAAGGCUUUUGAACAAAGACCAUAGGAAAAGAAUGACAGCUGCUCAAGCUUUAGCUCAUCCAUGGCUUCGAGAUGAAAACCCUGGUUUACUUCUAGAUUUCUCUAUUUACAAAUUGGUCAAGUCUUAUAUUCGAGCAUCGCCUUUCAGACGAGCAGCACUUAAGGCUCUAUCAAAAGCUAUACCCGAAGAAGAACUCGUGUUCCUUAAAGCACAGUUUAUGCUCCUGGACCCAGAAGAUGGAGGCCUGCAUCUACACAAUUUCACUACGGCUCUGACAAGAUAUGCUACGGAUGCUAUGAUUGAAUCUAGGCUUCCUGACAUUUUAAACAUGAUGCAACCCUUGGCACAUAGAAAACUUGAUUUUGAAGAGUUUUGUGCUGCUGCGGUCAGCGUUUAUCAACUAGAGGCUCUUGAAGAAUGGGAACAGAUCGCAACGAUAGCCUUUGAUCACUUUGAACGUGAAGGAAGCCGAGCCAUUUCCGUCCAAGAACUCGCCGAGGAGAUGAGUUUGGGACCAAAUGCAUAUCCUCUUCUCAAGGAUUGGAUACGGAGUUCAGAUGGGAAGCUGAAUUUCUUAGGCUACGCCAAGUUCUUACACGGUGUGACUGUUCGAAGCUCGAGCUCGAGACCAACAAGGUGACUUCUAACUUUGCAUGUCAAACCCGAAUCAUUAAAACAUGUGGAUUCAAGGGAAAAAAAACAUCAACCGGAAGAAAAGGUACCUCUUUUGUAUUAAACAUUUUGUUUUCAGGGGAACCAUUCUAAAUCCAAACAAACAAAAAGGAAAUACAUAUAUUCUUGUUUGUAUAGAAAGAAUUAGUUGAGUUGUUGUGUGAUUCGUUUGCGGUUUUA